AAAGGAGUAGCCUCUCUCCAGCAUGGCAGCCACCAUAGACAACAGCAAUGCAGCACAGGCGACGAAGAGGAAGCAUCUUGGGAUCCCUGAGGCGGUGUUUGUGGAGGAUGUCGACUCUUUCAUGAAGCAGCCGGGCAAUGAGACGGCGGACUCAGCGCUGCGGAAACUGGACGAACAGUACCAGAAAUACAAAUACAUGGAGCUCAACCUGUCUCAGAAGAAACUCCGGUUGAAAAACCAGAUCCCACAAAUCACACAGACGCUAGAAAUCCUACGGCACAUGCAGAAGAAAAAGGAGACCACAGACCCCAUGGAAACACACUUCCUAUUGGCUGACAAUGUUUACUGCAAGGCCACAGUGCCGCCCACCGACAAAGUCUGCCUAUGGUUAGGGGCCAACGUCAUGUUAGAGUACGACAUCGACGAAGCCCAGGCUCUCCUAGAGAAGAACCUGUCCACGGCAUCUCGUAACCUAGAGACACUCGAGGAGGACCUGGAUUUCCUGCGAGACCAGUUUACCACCACCGAAGUCAACAUGGCACGAGUCUACAACUGGGACGUGAAGAGAAGGAGCAAAGAAAACCUCCUCAAAUCAGCAGACAAGUCUUAAUAUUGAUAGAACAGCCUCCACAUCUCCCUCUUGCUAACUAUCUUCUCCUUUAGUCAAUGAAUAAAACAAAAACCUGCCCCCCCCUCCUUACACCUCCUCCCUCCCCCCUUACACAUAAUAUGUAUGUUCACCCCAGAGCUCAGUAGAUAAGAGGGCAUGUUUUAAAAUAUCACCUAAAGUUGUUGGGGCGUGCUUGAUUUUGGACGCCCACUUUUCGAACACGCCCUCUCAUCGUGUGUAGCUCUUCCUUACCACCACCACCACUACUGUUUUUCUGUUGAUUUGUUACUUUUUAAAGUAUUUUUUCAAGUAAAGACUAACAAAAAAACAAAGGCAACAAAGCAACUUUUGUAUUCUUUUUAAUGAGUUAAGUAUGUUCCUGUUGUUAUCUUUUUUUUUGGCAGAUUAUUAAGUGAGGGUUCUCUCGCAUCGUCUUUCCUCCCAUGAUUUUUCCGACUUUACUGGCCUGGCAUCGGUAUUUUUUUGUUUCUUUUUUUUCCUCAACCUGCAACGACAUUCUUCAUGUGGGACUUUUUUACUUGAGUUGAUUAUUGUUGAAGCACAGUUGCCAUUAUAUCUCAGUAGAUUCAGGCUUUGUAGGAUGGCAAAGAUUUCAACAGAAGAAGAAUACAGAAUAAAACUAUUUUGCCUUGAGGCUCUGGUUUUCACUUUCACUUUACAGGAGUUCAGAAAGGAUCCACGACUCUGUUCCCAGUUUGUAGUCCUGCUCCAAACCUGCUGCUCCUCUUCUUCCUCCGUCCCCUUCACUUUCUGCACUCGGCCAGCUCUUCCUCUCCUCUGGUUCUCCUCUUUCGACGCUUCCUCCUCUCCCCCUCCCCCUUUUACCGCUGUUCUGUCUGUAUUUAUUUGUCUCUCACUGUACUCAUUAAACAAUGAAUGAAGUAAAUGAACAUUGGGCAAAGAGAUGAGACCUUGACCUGAUUCUCUGUGUGUUAUGUUUCUGAUUCAGGUUGUUUGGAAGUUAGAAAAGAAGCAUAUUUAACAUUUAAUGUAAUUUGGAGUACCUGCAUAUAAUCUUCUGGGGUUUU
Scomber japonicus (chub mackerel) is the source of this 1659-nucleotide messenger RNA. It is a transcript of the gene vbp1, whose product is annotated as von Hippel-Lindau binding protein 1. The transcript is spliced from 6 exons. The record is from RefSeq and is a predicted model, not a curated record. The coding region runs from base 23 to 610 and encodes 195 amino acids. Gene Ontology annotation, molecular function: tubulin binding. Gene Ontology annotation, biological process: tubulin complex assembly; protein folding; microtubule-based process. Gene Ontology annotation, cellular component: cytoplasm; prefoldin complex. NCBI's taxonomy places the organism in Eukaryota, Metazoa, Chordata, Actinopteri, Scombriformes, Scombridae.